Salvelinus fontinalis (brook trout) is the source of this 4201-nucleotide messenger RNA. RefSeq names its product zinc finger protein ZFP2-like. Lineage: Eukaryota; Metazoa; Chordata; Actinopteri; Salmoniformes; Salmonidae. Bases 774 to 1838 code for a protein of 354 amino acids. The record is from RefSeq and is a predicted model, not a curated record. The transcript is spliced from 2 exons. Gene Ontology annotation, molecular function: DNA-binding transcription repressor activity, RNA polymerase II-specific. Gene Ontology annotation, biological process: negative regulation of transcription by RNA polymerase II.
UUAGUGUGACGUAUAAUCUAGUGGACGGAACGCUUCUUUCAGCAGCAGCAAUAGUUAGUCCGCCACCUCGGUAGCUUGCUAGCCUAAAUAGCCGAACCCAUAAAGCUCUUUAGACGCUUUAGUGUAUAUUAGCCACUGUAUUUUAAACCCUCGUCUGUCGUCUAGUUAGUUAGUUAUCCUAUUUCAUUUCAUAUUUACGGUGUUGUUAUUAUUCAGCUGGCGGGCUGGUUAAGUUAGCAUUAGCCUAGCUAGCUAACAUCUCCGACCAUGAGUUCACUAAAUUACUCUCUUCCUGCUGAAGAAGAGACGGUCUGCUGGACGGAGAAAGAAGCUCUCAUCAAAGAGGAGGAGGAAGAGAAGGAUGUUACAAUACAAAAACAAGUAGAGGAUGAGGUUGUAACCCUGAAAGAAGAAGAUAAAGACGUUACAGUGAAAGAAGAGGGAGACGUUACAGAGGAGAGAUACGGGACUAUCGUGGAUCCUUUGGGGAGCCUCAACAACCUCAUGAUGCUGUAGAGGCAGAGAAGAGUCUCUCCAGAUCAGAACACCUCAAUAAACACCUGCAGAGAUCCACAGGGAAGAGAACUCACUGCUGCUCUGACUGUGGGAAGAGAUUCACCUCAUCAGGCAUUAAAAUUCAUCAAAGGACCCACACAGGAGAGAAACCUUAUAGCUGUGAUCAAUGUGGGAAGAGUUUUACUACAUUUGACUCUCUGACAGUACACCAGAAAAUACACACAGGAGAGAAACCUUAUAGCUGUGUUCAAUGUGGGAUGAGUUUUACUGCAUCUAGCAAUCUGACUACACACCAGAGAAUACACACAGGAGAGAAACCUUAUAGCUGUGUUCAAUGUGGGAAGAGUUUUACUACAUCUAUCAAUCUGACUCUACACCAGAGAACACACACAGGAGAGAAACCUUAUAGCUGUGAUCAAUGUGGGAAGAGUUUUACUACAUUUGACUCUCUGACAGUACACCAGAAAAUACACACAGGAGAGAAAUCUUAUAGCUGUGAUCAAUGUGGGAAGAGUUUUACUGCAUCCAGCAAUCUGACUACACACCAGAGAACACACACAGGAGAGAAACCUUAUAGCUGUGAUCAAUGUGGGAAGAGUUUUACCACAUCCAGCUAUCUGACAGUACAUCAGAUACUACACACAGGAGAUAAACCUUAUUGCUGUGUUCAAUGUGGGAAGAGUUUUACUGCAUCUAGCAAUCUGACUACACACCAGAGAACACACACAGGAGAGAAACCUUAUAGCUGUGAUCAAUGUGGGAAGAGUUUUGUUACAUCUCGACAUCUGACUAUACACCACAGAACACACACAGGAGAGAAAUUGUAUAGCUGUGAUGAAUGUGGGAAGAGUUUUACUACUUCUGGCUAUCUGACAGUGCACCAGAGAAGACACACAGGAGAUAAACCUUAUAGCUGUGGUCAAUGUGGGAAGAGUUUUUGUCAAUCUAGUGAUCUGACAGUGCACCAGAGAACACACACAGGAGAGAAAUCGUAUAGCUGUGAUCAAUGUGGGAAGAGUUUUACUACAUCUGGCUCUCUGACUUUACACCAGAGAACACACACAGGAGAGAAACCUUAUAGCUGUGGUCAAUGUAGGAAGAGUUUUUGUCAAUCUAGUGAACUGACAGUGCACCAGAGAACACACACAGGAGAGAAACCGUAUAGCUGUAAUCAAUGUGGGAAGAGUUUUGUUACAUCUAGCUAUCUGACUAUACACCAGAGAACACACACAGGAGAGAAACCUUAUAGCUGUAAUAUAUGUGUGCAGAGGUUUGUUACAUCUGGGCAGCUGAAUGUACACCAGAGAAAACACACACAAUAGAAAUCUUAUAGCUGUGAUCAAUGUGGGAAGAGUUUUACUCAGUCAAACAACACCAGAGAACACACACAGGAGAGAAACCACUUAGCUGUGACCAGAGGUAAGCUGAUAAAAGAUCUUUGACUAAACAUCAGAAAAUACAUGAAGCAGUUGUUUCAUGAUAUCAAUUAAUUUAACAUUGUAGUAGGAGUAUUUUAAUAUUGUCACAAUGUAGAAUGUUUUAACAUUGUAGUAGGAAUAUUUUAAUGAUGUCACAAUGUAGAAUGUUUUAACAUUUUUUUUAAUCUUUAUUUAACUAGGCAAGUCAGUUAAGAACAAAUUCUUAUUUUGAAUGACGGGCUAGGAACAGUGGGUUAACUGCCUGUUCAGGGGCAGAACGACAGAUUUGUACCUUGUCAGCUCGGGGAUUUGAACUUGCAACCUUCCGGUUACUAGUCCAACGCUCUAACCACUACUAGGCUACGCUGCCGCCCCAAAUUGUAGUGGGAUUAUUUUAAUAAUGUCACAAUGUAGAAUGUUUUAACAUUGUAGUAGGAGUAUUUUAAUGAUGUCACAAUGUAGAACCCUAAAUGUUUGUCCCCUGUUCUAUUGAUUUCAACAUGAUAUGGAUAUUAGCCUCAGGGGGAAAAUCCAGGCUCUGAAUUGGAAGAGUACUAUUUAUGUGAUUUAGUAAGUACACAUUAUUCCCAGAUUCCGUGUGGGUGUUUGAGCUGCUAGUUUUAACAGGACGUGCAACCUCAUCUCCCUCCUGUCGCAUAAAUGAUUUUAGCAUGAUAUCGAUGAGUUAUGACAAAUAAGUGUUGCGUUCCUUUGUUUAGCGACCCCUACAUUUAAAUGCAUUCCAACAUCACGUACAACCUGAUUUCCCCCCUAAUCGAUAUCAGUGAUUUAUUGCUACUUGUCAAAACAGCGUUUUUGGUGCUUGUGCAGUUUUUAUAAGGAGCUUGUUUAAAAAAAUACAAGAAAUAUGAUUAUUGUGGCAGAUGUUUGUGUAAAUAGCACAUGUUAUGUUUAGGUUUUCAAUUUAUCCCAAACUGUUUCUGCAUAUUGGUUAUUGAUUUGGACACGUUAAAACUGUGUUUUGACAUUGAGGCUAUCCCACCUAGCAAAAUGUAAUUGAAAAGACAUUGAAAAUAAGACUGCAAUCAACAACACAUUUUUAUUUUAUGUUUUAUUAUACCAUGCCUUACCAUUAAGUGAAUUAUUGACAAUACAUAUUAUCAAAGGGGUGUACAUUCAUGUAACUUUUAGUAAUCAUAAUUAUUUAUGCAAUCAACUGACAAUUUUCGGGUAUAAAUAUAUUGACAUUGUUGCCCUUCUUUUAGAAUAUCAGGGUUCAUUCUCAGAUGUGCCAAACCAAAUGUACUAGAGCAUGACAUUGGGGACUGGACCCCGAUCCAACAACAUGCCUAUCGAGUGAUCCCUGUAAAGAGAGAGAAGCUUCGCAGUGAGGUGGAAAGUUACUACGGAUAUUGCAGGAGUUUCCUCUUGAAAUCAGACAUGUCUGUUGUAAGGACAACUUGGUUGCUGAUUGUCUCAAGAGUUAAAAAGAUUUGUGUUUUGCGUUUAGCCAGUGCGUUGCCAUGGAUCACAAUUUAUUUUGACUGCACGUUUUUCCGUAUUGGAGAUGAGUUUUGUUUGGGCUCAUGAAGCAUUGUAGUUGAUAAUGUGAAAUGGAAAUUGUUUUCUGUUGUCCAACAAAAAUAUAGGAUAUAUUUUUUCUCUUAAGGUGUUACAGUCUUUGGUUUUCCAUUUAUGUUUUGAGGUUGGAUUUCAGCACGUAUAGCUCAUUAGCUCGUAGGACGCACUGAUUGGUGUCACCUCGUUAGUCAGUAUGUGUUACACCUGUGCUGGCUUGUCCAUCUCGUUAGUGGGAAGGUGUUUCACCUGAGCUGGUCCAGGUUCUAUUUAAGAGUGUCUGGCCCAGUGCUCCAGUUGUCUUGAUAGAUGUGGAGAGUCAACACCUUUAGUUGCUCCACCUUUUUGGUUUGCUUCCUGUCUUUAAGUUUGGUGUGGGUUUUUCUUUUGUUUGCCUCUUCUUGGGCAGAUUUAGUGGGUCUUAUGGUGGGUGUCUUUUAGGUCCCAGUUGUUGUUACUAGUCAACUUUCAGUGGACACCCCCAUAGUGACUUUCAGAGCCCAUCCUAAAAAACAACCUUAUAUUUUGGGAUUGGAUAUUUUAAUAUUUUAAUCAAUAGCAUUUCCUUAGGAUGCUCAUUAGUCUUUAAGUUGGUAUUAUUGUUUUUUAUCCUGUUAUGUUUGUGUACUAAAUAUUCCUGUUUAUUUUCAUUGUUUUCUCCUGAGAAGCCAUUGUGUUGCAUGUCUGAAAUGUGCUGUAUAAAUAAAGCUUGAUUUGAUUUCAACAAA